Molecule: messenger RNA, 1300 nt
Organism: Diabrotica balteata
Lineage: Eukaryota; Metazoa; Arthropoda; Insecta; Coleoptera; Chrysomelidae
Source: the annotation of a GenBank genome assembly
GACGUCAACUUCAAAGUCAGAUGGUUGAAAUGCAAGUAAUCUUAUUUGAGAAAAACAAUUUAAUUUAAAUAAUCUUAAUCUGGUUGUAACCAACAAUAUAUAUUUUGUAAAAUGGAAUGUCUAGACCCUGAAAAUAAAAACGGAGAAGAAAAACACUUAAAUAGUGUUGAAGUAACAACUACUAAAGAAGAAGAUGAUAGGCUAACAGAGCCUUCUGAAUCUAAAAUUCCUAAAACUGAUGUCAAAGAAAAUACUGUUGCAAAUCCCGUGGAGGCUGUGGAAAGUAAGGAAAACGAUUUGGAAGAAAAAAGUGAUCCUGUUGAAAUUAAAGUGAUAUAUAACAAAAAAAAGUAUGAUAUCAGGACAACCUCCAAUACAACAAUCUUAGAACUAAAGAAGCAUUUACAAGAUUUAUUAGGUGUUCCAGAUGCAAUGCAGAAACUUAUGUAUAAAGGACUUUUACAAGAUAGUCAAACUAUUUCUAAUUCUGGUAUCACAAAAGGCUCAAAAAUUAUGUUAGUAGGAUCUACUUUAAAUGAUGUCUUAGCUGUUUCAUCUGUCAGCAAACAGGAUAUAGUCGAACUUGAAAAGGCCACUACAUCAAAGGAACCUUUAAGUAAACAAAAAAUUCACCGUAAAGUGUUAGAUAAAGGAUUACCGGAAGAUGUCAUGCCUGGAUUAAAAAAUAUUAAGGAAGGAUUGCCACCAGUACCUUUAUCAGGUAUGUUAAAUAAACAUGGGGGAAAAGUUAGAUUAACAUUUAAAUUAGAAAGUGACCAGUUAUGGUUAAGUACUAAAGAGAGAACUGAAAAAUUACCUAUGGGGUCAAUUAAAAGUGUGAUAUCUGAACCAAUUGAAGAACAUGAUGAAUAUCAUAUACUGGGUUUACAGUUAGGACCUACAGAAGCAUCACGGUAUUGGAUAUACUGGGUACCAGCCCAGUACAUAGAUGCUAUCAAGGAUGCCGUACUCGGAAAAUGGCAAUACUUCUGAUUCACAAGUGAAACAAUUUAAGUGUGAGAAAUCGUAUGUCCAAGUGGUAUUCGAAAAAUACUUGCAAUGUGAAUAUAUUGAGUGUCUCUGAAACCAACAAAUUUUGUUCUAAUACAAAUUAUUGUAACUAGAUUUUAUAAUUUUAUACAUUUAUAAUUUGCUUAAUAUCGAUAAAGUUGUGUUCGGUUUUGCCCUUUCUGUGUUUCUCCAAUUCUCGAGACAAAAAUUACUUGUAGGUAUUUAUCUCUUACAUUAUGUUGAUUCUUUGUUAAGCAUCUAUUUUAAUAAAUUGUUUUGUCAUACAGAG